GAUCCAAAGUCCCAACAACGACCAGCAGCUCCGAUUCCGACUCCAUGAUGGAUGAGGUGCCUAGUUUGGACCAAGGGCUGGCCGCCGGCAAUCUUUGGGCGGGCCCGGCGGUCACAGUAAUAUUCGUGCUUCUUACUUACCGACUUGUAAUUCAUCCCGCGUUCUUUUCCCCCCUCGCCCGGAUCCCUAACGCCCACUGGUCUGCCCCAUUCUCCCCCAUCUGGAUUCUCAGCAUCCGUUUCGCGCGCAAGGAGAACAGGACCCUCCACGCAGCCCAUCGCCGGCUUGGUCCAAUUAUUCGUGUUGGCCCCAAUGAGCUGAGCAUCAAUGACAUUGACAGUGUCCAUGCUGUCUAUCAGGGCGGUUUCGAGAAACCUGCGUGGUACUCGGUCUUUGACAACUAUGGGUAUGGCAACAUGCUCGACAGGCGAUGCACCGACAUUUGCUCACACCUGUCGAAAGCGUCCCCUGCAUGUUCUCGGCACGGCCAGCAGCUGAGCACUCUGCGCGGAAGCGAUUGAUCUCCCAUGUCUAUUCCAAGUCCUAUAUCCAGUCAAGCCCGGCCGUCUUGGCGCAAGCCUCUGCCAUUCUCUAUGACAGACUCUUGCCAGUUCUCAAGGAGUCGGUUGCAGAAAAUCAGGUCCCGCAUGGGAUUGACAUCUACUCUGUCUUCAUGGCGGCAACCAUGGAUUUCAUCGCCUCGUACAUCUUUGGCCUCGGCAACGGCACCGACUUCCUUGGCAAUAAGGCGUACCGAGAGCAUUUUCUUGAGCUUUACAAGGCCCGCAAUGACUACGGGUUCUACGAUCAGGAGAUGCCAUGGCUUACCAAGGUCUGCCGGAAAAUCGGCAUUCCGUUGUGCCCAAAGUGGGUGGAUGCUGCGAACAGGGAGCUUAGAGACUGGUGUCAGCGUCUUUGCAACAGUAUGGCCAACUUUGUCGAGGGCCAUCAUGAACCGCCUGCGGGUUCUGCGGAUGAACCCAUUGUCUGGCAAUCUCUCGUGCGUGGGCUGAGAAACGAAGAAGCGAAAAACGGACGGGCAUCGGUGCUGUUCCCAACAGCGCUAUCUAAUAUUGAGCUCUCCAUUGCCUCUGAGCUCCUGGAUCAUGUGUUAGCUGGCCAAGAAACGGCGGGCUUAGCUCUGACUUACGUGAGUUGGCGUUUGUCGCAGUCGUUGGAACUUCAGAGAGAGCUCCGUGCCGAGCUUCUAGGUAUCUCGCCAAACAUGCGGAUAGGUACUCAUGGCACAACAUCUAUGCCCGACCUCAAGCAACUGGACAGUCUGCCGCUACUUCAUGCCGUACUUACAGAAACACUUCGCGUUCACGCGCCCAUUCCCGGACCACAACCCCGGCAGACGCCGGCCUCGGGCUGCCAAAUCGGUCCUUACGAUGUCCCGGGUGGCGUCAGAGUAGCCGCGCUGGCCUAUGCAUUGCACCGCGACGAAACCGUCUUCCCGGAGGCCGAGAAAUGGGACCAUACCCGGUGGCUUCCUCAGAGUGUCGAUGAUGAAGCUAGAAAGGAAAGGAGCAGACAGUUUUGGGCGUUCAGUUCCGGAGGUAGAAUGUGCAUCGGGUCUAAUUUCGCAAUGCAAGAGAUGAAACUCAUCAUUGCGGCCAUCUACUCUAAUUACACAAGUCAUAUUGUUGAUGAUGAAGGCGUAGCAAACCAGUCCGACGGUUACACCGGACGGCCAGAGAAUGAGCGGCUAUACCUGCGCUUUGAGAAAGUCCAUGAUGAAAACACUAUGAAGGUGGCUCACUGAUGUAGCCCGAGCAAUUGCAUCGAGAUUAACGUUAGGCUUAGUCCGAGGAGGAUCCGUCGAAAGUUAAGGACUGGUCGCAACGUGGCCUUCCUGGUGUUUCUCAUUGGCAGUUUCGACCUACGAUGUAGUUAUCAUCUUGAAGAACCACCACACACUGUUGUGCAGAAAUUCUGACCUUUGGUUCUCCGGGGCC
Messenger RNA from Canariomyces notabilis, 1958 nucleotides. RefSeq names its product cytochrome P450. Gene Ontology annotation, molecular function: monooxygenase activity; iron ion binding; oxidoreductase activity, acting on paired donors, with incorporation or reduction of molecular oxygen. Lineage: Eukaryota; Fungi; Ascomycota; Sordariomycetes; Sordariales; Chaetomiaceae. Bases 473 to 1765 code for a protein of 430 amino acids. The transcript has 2 exons. The record is from RefSeq and is a predicted model, not a curated record.